Chelonus insularis is the source of this 1452-nucleotide messenger RNA. RefSeq names its product keratin, type I cytoskeletal 9-like. The transcript is spliced from 7 exons. NCBI's taxonomy places the organism in Eukaryota, Metazoa, Arthropoda, Insecta, Hymenoptera, Braconidae. The record is from RefSeq and is a predicted model, not a curated record. Bases 318 to 1316 code for a protein of 332 amino acids.
UCAAAUAUAUAUAUAGAAGAGUUAACGAAUCAAGGUGUCUUCUUCAUCAUCAUCUUCAUCAAAGACAUAAACAAAUCCAAACUAACAUUUGAAAGUUAAAAUUUUUUCCAUCGCACGCGUAUAUGUCUCUUUCCUUCCCCUUGUGUAUUCAGACCAAUACAAGUGGCUUACUCACGCGUUGGGGUCUCCUUCACUAUCGUCCGCAAACGAGUCUCGCACCUCGACUGGCACGCAUCCAAGUCUCUGGUUCAAUCAACAAGUUUGCGUGAGUUUGUUUGUAGAUCACUUAGUUUUGUUCAUUUACACAAACAAUUAAGAUGAAGCUAGUCUGGAUUCUGAGUGGGUUGUUCAUCACACUAAAUACAGUACAGAGUAGAACGAUUGUAAAAAGGGAAUCAGGAGACAUCACACCACUCAAUGAGAUAUAUGUACUAGAAACUGAAGAUCCAGCACUCAAAGAUGAGGAAGCACAUGGUGACAGGGAAAAAAGAAAAAUCGGAGUAGUCAAGCUUGGAGUAUCUAAUGGCAUUAUUAAUUUUGUAUUUGGUAAAAUAGAUUCUUUACUCGAUGCCAAAACGAAAGCAUUGGGAGUUCUUGAUGAAUCAAACAAGGCCAAAAAUGCAAUUUAUGGAAUAGAUCCUAAUCAAUCAGCAACAGGUGCAUUCAUUAGUGAUAUUCUAGGAAAGAAACUUCAAGCAAGUACUGCUGGUAUUGGACCACUUAUUAAUAGUGCGACGACAUUUAUUUCAUCGAAAGGCCAAGGACUUUUUGGUGCCCUCACUUCUAAAAUUGGACCUUUGAGUUCAUUGUCUGGAGGCUUAUCUGGAGGUUCCGGAGGCGAUAAUUCUGGAGGCGGUGGUGGAAGUGGUGGAAUUCUUAGUUUACUAACCAGUCUAAGUGGUAGCAGUAGCAGUGGUCUGAGUGGUGGUAGUGGUGGCAAAAGCAAUGGCGAUGAUGAUAAUGGUAUUAAAGAACAUUCAUCAGACAGUAGUGCUGGUGCAGGAGGGGGAAUAACCCUCGGGUCAUUUCCAAGUGUUGGCGGAGGGCCAACACCAGCGGAAUCUGAAGAUAUCCCCGAGUUCGACAGAGAAAGAGUCUCUUUAGCUGUUCCUGCUGAAGCGUUUGGCACAGGUUUUAAUAUCGUAACUGGCAUAACCAAAAUCCUCAAUAAAUUCAUUCUCAACUCAGCACAUCGAGCAGAAAGUGUACUAGAAGUAUUCAAACCAAUUUUUAGGGGUGCAUUUGCCAUCAAGGGUCUUCCAUCAGACAAGAAUAAUAAUAAUAAUAAUAUAGAUAACCAUUUAAAACUAAGAUGACCAAUAAGACUAUCAAUCAAAAUUUAGUAUAUAAAAGUUAUAAACCAAAACUUUAUGCUCAAAUAGAAUAAUUUUGUUAGAAUUAUGUAGCUACAAAAAACCAAGCUGAAAAUACAACAGACUUUUUUUUUAAGAA